Paramacrobiotus metropolitanus is the source of this 3112-nucleotide messenger RNA. RefSeq lists its product as uncharacterized. Bases 1426 to 2817 code for a protein of 463 amino acids. The transcript is spliced from 6 exons. The record is from RefSeq and is a predicted model, not a curated record. NCBI's taxonomy places the organism in Eukaryota, Metazoa, Tardigrada, Eutardigrada, Parachela, Macrobiotidae. Gene Ontology annotation, molecular function: protein binding.
UACCUACAAGAUUUGUUAGUGUAUAUGCAGUAUGCUCCUGCUCGUGGUGAUAGGCGAUCUUCCACGUUCGUUCGUUCGCGUACGCUUAAAGAUAUGGCGAACAAAAUUCUGGAACGUGAGAUCUGGCCAGUGUGUUUGCAAGGGAACGGGUGUACUGAUGUUAGUUGUGGUGUUUAAAUGCGCUGCUGUACUCGUAUCCUUGUUUAAAGUUCAAUCUGAAAUGCUGUGUAUUCUGGAGAACUGUGUUGUUGUGUGUGUCUGCUGCCUCCAAUUGGGCUCUUGCCCUGAAUGUGUGCGGACGUUAAACCAUUAAACCUAAACCUACAAGUCGGUGUACAGUUGCGGACUCGCACGUCACCGAAAGCUCUAAGAACUGUGACAGCGUGGCCCCACUGGCCAAAAGUUCCAAAGGGGGGAAGUGUUCGCUUCUGGAAAACGGAUACCCUGUUUAUCCUUUAGUGAUGGAAACGCUGGGAGUUUUCGGUCCGGCUCUAAGUGAGCUGCUACAUUUUAUGCGUUGCAAAAUUCGAGACUUAACUGGAGAAGCGCGCGUUCUGCUGCUUUCCUCAACCAGGGAUAUUGUAUUCUUAUUUCUUGUUGUUGUUAAAGGAAAUGCUAUGGCUAUUUUAAGUCAGAGACUUUGGUUGUUUUUUUAAUGUUUAAAAAUUCUAACUGCUAAGUAGUGUACCAGCGCUAGCAUGUGGGUUCUUUCACGUCUUUGGGAGGCUAUUGCCAAUAUAGUAAACCUACAAGUACGUAGUAUGUGCGGUACUUUUGCUACACUAUUAAUUUCUUUCGAAUCAUGAUUCUUAUGGCUGCAGCCAGACAUUACUGCUUAAAAAUGAGAUUUCUUGUACUUUGACGUUUUUGGCAUUCCGGAUGUUUUCGCAAUAUGGAUUCGCGUACCGUGUCCGAAUUGCGGAAAACUUAUGGAAAACAUACAGUACUAGUACUUGUACUCGCAGUGCCGCACACUCGCAUGCCGCCCUUUUCUGUUAGUGUGGUUACGCAGUGUUCUUGUGUUGGCGCUGCGAACGGCCAGCCGGAAGCGCCCUGCUUGGAGCAAACAAUUGUACGCGGGCAGUGUCCGUACAGCUUGGAAAAGGAUGCGAGGUCACGAAGCAGUUAAGAUUACGAUUUACGACUACCAGAAACGAGAAACACCAGUUUACUGUGCGGCCAGAUCGCUGGCCUAGUUUAUUAGAACAACGUCCCGUACGAACGGAAGAAGAAACAAAACUACAUCAGGUUUAGAAACAGAAUGGACAGCGUCCGAUAAUGUGUCUACUCAAGCUACGCGCAUGGGGAACUGGUCAGAACAGGUUGCCACACAUGGUGAACCGCUAAUUGUGCACCUUCCAGCACGAUAUCCGUGACAACCUGGAUUUCGAAACGCGUGCGCUUUCAUCCCGCGAGGCUCGAUAUAUGCAGGUGCUGGCGCGAUCCUCUCCCAACCACCCCUGGGAGUGGCAUGCGGCCACGCUCAUGGGGGGCAGCCUAUUCUGGCAUCGUUACUGCAUCGUAGUCAUCCACCUGGAUGGGCGCGUCCUGCGCCGAUGGAUCCGGGCGCACGCCCUGCGUUUUGAGCCGUAUUUCGAACCGGCGGCACGCGCUGACGUUAAGAAAAAUGGUUUUGCGAAGCGCACCGUUGCGCUACCGGACGAAUAUGUGGGUGAGGACCUCCUAGACACACCUCUGUGGAACGCCUUGAUCGAGGUGACGAAGGAUUGCGUGUUUCCGGUUGGAUUAAGGGAUGGAUCGUUGGUGUACGUGCAGGAUGCGAAGGACAAACCGCUACAGGCCGGGCAUCUGAAAACGUUAUUUGGGUCCGCGAAUAAUAAGCUCGUCGAGCAAUUUUACUCGCAUACGGUGUUAGUUCCCGCUCUUGGUCCGCAGAAUCAACCAGACCAUUUGCCAGUGUUGCCCUCGGAAAUCCACAUGGAGAUCCUCCGUAUGUUGGACAGUGUGCAACGCCAACAAUGUCGCCGUGUCUGCUGGAUGUGGAACCGCAUCAUACAACGGGAGAACAGUGGCCGGGAAAUCUGGGUGUCCUUCUCCCAUCAACGUCUCCUGGAAGGAUCGCCGCGUACGGCCACUGUCCCCGACGAAGCUGCCUGGCGCCGAUCGGCGUAUCUGUUGGGAAGGUGUCUGUGGAAAUUCCGCACGGCGGAUGUGGAUACGAUCAUCAUCAGCCGCGCCACCGAGCAGCAGGAUGACAAUGGCGUUCUCAGCGAUACCCUGCGCUUAAUUAACCUGGCGUGGCGACGUCGGCCGUCCACCGGACGAACGCUCAUCCUCCAUCAAUUCCACUGGGAUCUUGACUUUGCUCUGCACGCGGAGAUGCAGCAUGUAGAGAGGCUGGUGUGGAAGAAUUGCACGUUCUCAGAUCCUCGUUUUGGGCACUUUAGCCGGCAGCCUGUCUUGAACCUGGUCGGCCAGCAGGACGUUGAUGAGGGGCGCCAAGGGAAGGGUAUGGAUGUGUAUGGUGCCUUGCAGGCCAGUCUGCCGGAGGUCAGUGCCGAUGAAAUGGCGCAGCUGUAUCAGUGGAUGGAGGAGGCCAGGGAGCGGCCGUGCGGGAUGACACCGAUGAACAAGAUUGUAGGGUUCUACAUGUAUAAUGAUCCGCAAGGGCACUGGGCUCGCAAUAUUGCCGGUGGGAUGGCGGUGAUCUUGCAUACGCAUGGUCUGGCCAAAUUAACCCGGCUGACACUCCACGCAUUAUUGCGGGAGAUGCAGCGCGCACGCGUUAUUGCGCGGGAGACCGCGCCCCUUUCCCAACCGCGUCCUCUGCCCAAGAGCCGGUGUUGUGUGACCUAAAUGGAUCGGCCGGCGGCAUGCUAACGACCAACCGUGCCACCAACUUACCAAGCCUCAUUCGUUACCGCGCGUGGCGAUAUUCUAACAGCAUGUUUGAAAAUUUCGUCAGGAAUUUUCUUUACCAAGCUUUGCACUCUUUUCUGGUUUGAUUUUUCUACAUAAUAAACCCGUCCAUUAUAGGAUCUGUCAUACAAGUGGGAGAACCUGCGAUUCUUGGCAGUAUUUUUGAAUUUUUGCAUGUGCAUAAUUUGUUUUAAUGGUGUCAUCUGUUGCCCAUACUGACCGUCAUUGCUUA